AUGAAUAUAGCAGAAAUCUCUUAUACUGACUUAGAAAAAUUAGUAUAAAUUUUAGUUGGAAACACAUUAGAUUUAUGGAAUACUUAGAAAAAUUUAAUAGUUGACAAAGUUAGAAAAGGCUAAGAAUUGGUUGAGUUAAGAAGUUAACGCUUUUGA
Molecule: messenger RNA, 156 nt
Organism: Paramecium sonneborni
Lineage: Eukaryota; Ciliophora; Oligohymenophorea; Peniculida; Parameciidae
Source: the annotation of a GenBank genome assembly